GGAGGUCAGAGCGUUUACAUCAAACGCACUGGAGUUUUUCAAAGCGCAUUGGGAGCUUUUGAGCAGAAGAAAAACAUGGUGUUUGCACAUUUUGGAUCGUUUUCAAAUCUACCGAUUUGAGGACGGGACCUUCUGAAACAAAAACACAAUGAGCUUCGUUCCCACGGGGAACUCACCAGUGGAGCAGUGCUGUCCAGACUCAGCGGAUUACAACGCGAGAAAACCCGCCAAUAUUGCAUCGUUUCAUUGUUAUUAAAAGGUGUUUUCCGCGUCAGUAUCUUCAGAGAUGCCUGCGAGGAACAGGUACAACCUGGUAGACGAUCUGGCGGACUCCAGGAUCCCGCUGCACAACGAGGAGGCUUAUCAACACGGAAUACAUUUCCAAGCCAAGUAUGUGGGGAGUCUUGUGCCCAGGCCCAACAGUCGAAUGGAAAUUGUAGCUGCCAUGAGGAGAAUAAGGUACGAAUUCAAGGCAAAGAAUAUCAAGAAGAAGAAAGUAAGCAUUGUGGUGUCCGUCGAUGGAGUCAAAGUGGUACUCAGAAAGAAACAAAAGAGGAAAGAAUGGACAUGGGAUGAGAGCAAGAUGCUGAUCAUGCAUGACCCUAUAUACAGAAUCUUCUAUGUGUCUCAUGACUCUCAGGACUUAAAGAUUUUCAGUUACAUUGCGAGAGAUGGCUCCAACAAUUCUUUCAGGUGUAAUGUUUUUAAAUCCAAGAAAAAGACCCAGGCCAUGCGUAUAGUCAGAACUGUGGGACAGGCCUUUGAGGUGUGCCAUAAAAUCAGUCUGGAGCAUGUUGAGCAGGAUACAGACGGACAGGCAGACGGACACAAUGACAAUGAAGGUCAUGAGCUGACAGGAGCCGACCAAGGGGACACGGAAAAGAGUAACAUCGAAGGAAAACAAGAAGAGGGACCUUCGGAGAGUGAGAAAGCAGUCAGUGAAAUCCUGCAAAGCUUGGCAGAACUUAGUGUGGUCAGACCUGGACAGACCAUAAUAGAUUUUGACAGGGGUUCUGUCUUCACUGUAACGUCACAAGGCGUUACUCCCAGCAGCCCUUGCUCUCCGUCCCUCACCCCUCUGGCAUCACAGCACUAUCUGCAGCUUUUACAGCAACAGCUACAGCAGCAGCAGCAACACACUCAAGUGGCUGUGGCACAGGUGCAGUUGUUGAAAGACCAAAUGGCAGCAGAGACAGCCGCUCGUAUGGAGGCACAGGCCCGAGUGCACCAAUUACUGCUGCAGAACAGAGACCUGCUCCAGCACAUAACUGUCCUGGUGCAGCAGCUCAAAGAACUGGAAGCACAGUCACCAAAAACACCCACACCACCAGGACAUAAGUCUACUGAGCAUGAUGGGCCAGCAUCGAUCAAACCAUUAUCGCUGAACCUGAAGGAUCACUACAGCAACUCCCUGGACCCUCUCAUCUCCUCCAUUUCAUCUUGGUCUGUCUCUCCUGGUCCAAUGGACAGUGCAGAGUCGUACCUGAACCUUCUCAACCUCCACAACAGCAAUAAACCAGAGGCUGCACUCACCAGAGACCCUUUUAUUAAGGCCAACAGCGCCGCAGACAAUAAAGAGACCAGUAAUGAGAUCGUACCAUAUACAUCGCGGAACUCCACCAGCAUGGAUGAAAAGUGUCCAAUCCCCAAACUUGACCCUCCUCCCCCGUCUAUGAGUCGUAAACGAGCCAGUAGGACCUUGUCUCCAAGUUCAGACACCGUCUGCGCGCCGCUGCCUCUGGAGGUGAGCGCUAAUGAUGACGCCCCCAGCCGCUGCAGCAGUCUGUCCUUCCCCGACAUUACCCCGAGCCCUCUGUCCUCCGGAGACUUCCACUCCUUCAGUAAUGGAGAGACCAGCUCCUGCUCCACCAGUGAGGACUCUGGUGUGCGCUCAGAAACCAAGUCGCUGUUCUCACCCCUGUGUGACGAUGACAACCUGUUUGGAGAACGAAUGACAUUUGUAAUUGCUACAAGUGGCUGUGAAAGUCCCCCUGAGGAAAGAAGAGAAAGCAGUAAUUCUCCAUCUGAACUGAAAUCAGAACAUCUGAGCUUAGACUCAGAACAGUCCAAUAUGAAUGACACCUGCCUCCACAUCAGUUUCUCCGAUGAAGAGCUGCUAGAUAGCAACCAGGAGACAACAAAUGUCCCUCAGAGGGGUUAGAAAACUACUACUGUUUUUAUCUAUGCCAUAUUCACCUGACACAUUCACUUAUUACAAUAUCAUCUCAGAUUGCAAUAUUUUCUUGUAUUAUUCUGAUAAUAAUAGAUAAUGAAAAGUAUUAGUAUUUUUGUAAGGGAAUUUAUGAUUUAGUUUACAUUUUAGGUCAUGUUGAGAAGGUAAUUGGUAUGUAGCUUCUCUUGCACUGUUAAAAUCACAUUAUUUGAGUACAUGUAGCACAUUAAAUACUUCGUGUUUGGUAGAACAUUUAGGUAUAGACUGGAGCCUCUGGCAUCUGAUAAACCUGUCCACUGGGGGUCAUCAGUAUGUUCAUCAUGGAGAUCUGGCUAAUUUAGUUUAUGGGUACAGCUCACAUGCUCAGCUCUGCAGGUUUUGGCACACGUAUGUGUUCAUCAUUGUUGUGUGGCACUAUAGAAGGGAUAUAUGCUUUCAGGCAGCAUUUCAGUCACAUUUAUUGCUUUGUUACAUUCUGACAACACAAAGCAUAAUCUAACAAACACAAAUUUUAUAAUUUUUAAACAUAAAAAGAUGUCAAAACCUGUUGGCCAAAAGGGAACACAAUUUCUACUUGUUUUAGACACAUUUUGUACUACUUUGUUAUUGUGGACUGACUAUCACGCUCCAAUUAUAAGGCUAGAGAUAUUGGGAAGCAAUUUCUGCAACACACCGAAAGAGUGAUGAA
Messenger RNA from Boleophthalmus pectinirostris (great blue-spotted mudskipper), 2861 nucleotides. RefSeq names its product carboxyl-terminal PDZ ligand of neuronal nitric oxide synthase protein. Gene Ontology annotation, molecular function: nitric-oxide synthase binding. The coding region runs from base 287 to 2161 and encodes 624 amino acids. The record is from RefSeq and is a predicted model, not a curated record. The transcript is spliced from 11 exons. NCBI's taxonomy places the organism in Eukaryota, Metazoa, Chordata, Actinopteri, Gobiiformes, Gobiidae.